AUGGUCCUGGUUCCCGAGGCCAAGGACCAGAGCAAGGCAGCCAAGGGCAGGAGAAGGGCCCUGGCACGGCCACCAACAGCCCCCCCUGCCCUGGCCUGGGCCCCAGAUGACCCCUACACCAGCAUGGCAGAAUACGAGCACAGCAUCCAGGACAUGGUGCGCCAGCUGAGGAAUGGCUCCGAGCCAGGGGACGCCAAGUGCCAGGUGAACCUGAGGCUCUGGAGGUCCAACCGGAGGAGCCUGUCCCCCUGGGCCUACAGGAUAAACCACGAUGCCACAAGGAUCCCAGCAGACAUCCCCGAGGCCCGGUGCCUCUGCACCGGCUGCAUCAACCCCUUCACCAUGCAGGAGGACCGCACCAUGGCCAGCGUUCCCAUCUACAGCCGGCUGCCCGUGCGCCGCCCGCUCUGCCCGGGCCCGCCCGAGCUGGGGCACAGGACCUCAGGCAAGAAGAAGUGCCACAAGAAGUACCAGAUGGUGAUGGAGACCAUCGCUGUGGGCUGCACCUGCAUCUUCUGA
This is a messenger RNA of Cinclus cinclus, 519 nucleotides long. It is a transcript of the gene IL17B, whose product is annotated as interleukin 17B. Gene Ontology annotation, molecular function: cytokine activity. Gene Ontology annotation, biological process: inflammatory response. Bases 1 to 519 code for a protein of 172 amino acids. The transcript is spliced from 2 exons. NCBI's taxonomy places the organism in Eukaryota, Metazoa, Chordata, Aves, Passeriformes, Cinclidae. Gene Ontology annotation, cellular component: extracellular region. The record is from RefSeq and is a predicted model, not a curated record.